Cucumis sativus (cucumber) is the source of this 1336-nucleotide messenger RNA. Its product is annotated as acyl-protein thioesterase 2. Lineage: Eukaryota; Viridiplantae; Streptophyta; Magnoliopsida; Cucurbitales; Cucurbitaceae. Bases 320 to 1078 code for a protein of 252 amino acids. The transcript has 10 exons. Gene Ontology annotation, molecular function: hydrolase activity. The record is from RefSeq and is a predicted model, not a curated record.
AUUAAAAAAUCUCAACCUUUCCUAACUUUGGGAGUACCUAUCGCUGCAGCCAUGGCAAAUUAAACACAACAGGUGCGAACCGGGCGGGGCGGGGCGGGGACAAAACGCACACACCCCUCGAAACAAAAUUGUGUGUGAGAGAGAGAGAGAAAGAGAGAGAAACAAUCAAUACAGCGACGACAGCAACAACGAAAACAAGAUAUAGCCCAUAACCACACCCCACUUCAAACCCCUCUCUCUGGCUCCUCCCCCGCCCAGCAGGAUCAAUUGAUAGUCAAUCUCUUAAGGUGGUGGUUUACUUGGCUUUUGUAUUGCGAAUAUGAGUUUUGCUGGCUCUUCUGUUGCUGCUGGUGGUAGAGCUGCCAAAAAGGCAAUCGAGUUUGGUAAAACCUACGUAGUGAGGCCGAAGGGAAAACACCAAGCUACCGUUGUCUGGCUUCAUGGUCUUGGUGACAAUGGCUCAAGCUGGUCGCAACUAUUGGAGACGCUUCCUUUACCAAAUAUUAAAUGGAUAUGUCCGACUGCGCCUACUCGACCAAUAGCUUUAUUUGGUGGCUUUCCAUCCACUGCAUGGUUUGAUGUGGAAGAUCUUUCAGAAGAUGGUCCAGAUGAUUUGGAGGGUUUGGAUGCUUCAGCCGCACAUGUUGCAUAUUUGUUAUCAACAGAGCCAGCUGACAUUAAGCUUGGUGUAGGAGGGUUCAGUAUGGGCGCAGCUACUGCGCUUUACUCCGCAACCUGCCACGCGGUGGGAAAAUACGGGAAUGGAAAUCCUUAUCCAGCCAAUCUGAGUGCAGUUGUUGGGCUUAGUGGCUGGCUUCCAUGUUCAAAGACUUUGAAAACCAAUAUGGAACAGAAGAACGCCGGUAAUAGUGGAGCAGGAUCCUUGCCUAUUUUGCUAUGCCAUGGAAAAGUUGAUGAUGUGGUUCUUUAUAAAUUUGGAGAGAAAUCUUCAGAGGCAUUACGUUCAAGCGGAUUUAAAGAUGUUACAUUCAAAUCCUACAACAGCCUUGGCCACUACACAGUGCCUGAAGAGAUGGAUGAGGUCUGUGCUUGGUUAACUUCAAAGUUGGGGCUAUAGAGUGAGGGGAGGAGGCUCUUCAAAUUGCAGAAUUUUUAACCUUGCUGUUUAGACAUUCUUUGACCUAUAGUUGAUUGGGAACAAAUUUGGUGUGAUAUUAUUAUUCCUUUUAGACCUUAUAUUGGAUAUGGUUUUUACACCAAGAUUGAAUCCUUUUGGUGAACUGCAGAGAUACCCUGACAUGCAAUUGGGAUGACCCAAUCAUACACUUGAUUGUUACUAUUUAUAAUAUCAUUCCCUCUAUGUUUUUGCUUGAUG